CUCUGGCACUUCGCCCCGAGCUUCCUGAGAGGAAUCCUUGGAUAAACCGUCGGGUCAGUGUCGUUUCACCAGUCGCCAACGAAUGGUUUAAUUUGUCAUUUACUCUUGGAUUACGAUUAACAUAACAAGACCUCGAGUGGAUCAAUUGAUCUGACGUUUGAUGAAUUUUGUGAAACAAUUGUGGUGGUCCAAUUGUGCUCUGUGAGACUGAAUAAGUCAUUAAAAAAAAAAUUAGUGGUUGCGAUGAUCGAGAUGAUUGGGUGAAACACGUGACAAGUGCUGAGUGAAACUGUAACUUUAAUUAUCGAUUGCAAUUAGUGGGUUUGGAACUGAUAUCCAAUAAUUUUCGUCGCAUCGAAAUCGGUGGGAACGAGAUAGGAAGAUAAUAAGUGGAAAUCACUGUCAAUUUGGUUUACACUCAUGACGGUGUCGAGUUGAUUGCAAGUGGAGUUUACAGGAACCAGACAGGAUGGCGACAAAUAUUCAAGUGAUUUUUUUUAUUACUACGCUACUCGUGGUGGGAGCUACAUCUCGGGUUGUUCGUUUAGAUACAUUCAAGAAAGAGGUGAUACUGCAGGAAGGGGAGAAGUUAAUUGUCCGGUGCCCAGCAACUUUUGAAAACGAGGAGGUGACAUGGUUCAAGAAGGACACACAAUUUCGGGGGAUUUCCUCGAGAAUUCGGGUGCUCAAACAGGCCUUGAGAUUUAAAUAUGUGGAUAUGAUGGACCAGGGAAAUUACGGAUGUAGGCUGACGAGUAGUAGCUCGUUAGAGUGGAGAAACAUCACAAUUAAAGUUGAGGGAGCGCAGAAUGAUGGAUAUCAGAGCGAGAGUGCGGGCCUUGACAGCAUCAUGGGAGCGCUCAGACCUGAAGAGGAAACCAAUGAGCUUGAUAUUGGUGCCAGGAACCUACCAGAGGCUCGUUCCCUCCACCUGGAAACAGAUCUUGACAAUGACAAAGGGGAGAAUGAAAAUGCAGGCGAUCACAAUGCAACGGUACCCGAGAGUCCACCAAUAUUCAACAAAUCUGAUGAAUUGCAUACAUCAGUAGUGAAACCAGCUGGGAAUAUGCUGAAACUACGUUGCCCCAGUGUUGGUAAUCCCAGACCCAACAUUACGUGGCUGAAGAAUAACGAAGAACCAACACGAAGUGUAGGUCCCAUUAUCACAUCCAGAUGGACGCUGAGGGUCGAAGAUUUGGUUGUUGAUGAUGGUGGAAACUACACCUGCAUCGUCUGCAAUCAUCUUGGUUGCAUCAACCACACCUUUAAAGUCGACGUCGUAGAGCGCUUUCCACAUAAGCCGUACAUCAACGAGGGCUUUCCGAAGAACGAAACUGUUGUAUUCUACAGCAACGUUACAUUCAGAUGUCCAAUAGUUUCGGAUCUUGAGCCGUUCAUUCAGUGGGUGAAAGUUGAUGAUUAUCCGAAUGAUAAUAGUGCACCACCAAAUGGAUCACUUUUACAGACUGGAGAUGGAGUGGAGAAUCCAGAGACUCUGACACUAUACAAUGUCACGGAGAAAGACGAUGGCUGGUAUACUUGCAUCGCACAGAAUACACUUGGAGAAACGUUUAGCAGUGCAUAUUUAUCUGUCGUUGAGAGUAUUGAACCCCCGCGAGUACCGAUGACAGCUCGACCUCCAGCACUCGCUGUGAACAUUCUCGCAGCUGUUUUAUUCGUACUCUUCGCCAUCGGUGUCGUCGUCGUAAUUUAUGUUUUCCAGCGUUUAAAGCGAGAGAAGAUGAAAAAACUUUUGGCAAUCGAGACUGCAAGGGCUGCGGUAGUCACUCAAUGGACAAAAAAAGUUAUCGUGGAGAAACAGAAUUUAGUGAAUGCACAGAAUGUGCAGGAGUUGUUGCUGAUGCCUGUGGUUAAAAUUGAAAAACAAAAAUCCACGAUGACCACUGAAGAUAGCAAUGGAGGAAGUAUUUCGGAAUAUGAAUUACCGUUGGAUAGUGCCUGGGAGUUGCGAAGGGAACAUCUGAGACUGGGGAAAUCUUUGGGUGAGGGUGCGUUUGGAAAAGUUGUGAUUGCUGAGACUAGAACUGGAAAGCCGGGAAUUCCAAAUGUCGUUGCGGUGAAAAUGUUGAAAGAAGGCCACACAGACGCAGAAAUGAUGGACCUGGUCUCUGAAAUGGAGCUAAUGAAGAUGAUUGGAAAGCAUGGAAACAUAAUAAAUUUCGUUGGUGCAUGUACCCAAGGAGGACCUCUCUACGUCGUCGUCGAAUUCGCAUUACACGGUAAUCUCCGUGAUUUUCUGAGAAAACAUCGGCCGUCAUCGGGUUACGAGCCGACGAUAGGAGAGAUGCCUCCGGAAAAGAAAAUUCUGACGCAAAAGGACCUGGUAUCCUUUGCUUUCCAGGUCGCCAGAGGAAUGGACUAUCUCUCGAGCAAACGAUGUAUACACAGAGACUUGGCUGCGAGAAAUGUUCUCGUUGGGGAGGACUAUGUGCUCAAAAUCGCGGACUUUGGACUGGCUAGGGAUAUCCACUGUCAUGAUUACUACAGAAAAACUACUGAUGGAAGAUUGCCGGUCAAAUGGAUGGCACCGGAAGCACUUUUCGAUCGGGUUUAUACCACUCAGUCCGACGUAUGGUCGUACGGAAUUCUGCUGUGGGAAAUAAUGACUCUUGGCGCUACACCGUACCCAUGCAUAUCUGCGGUUGAGGAAUUACUACAGUGGCUGAAAACGGGCCGUAGAAUGGAGAUUCCACCCUGCUGCUCUCUCAAUAUAUACAUGUUAAUGCGAGACUGUUGGAGUUACUUGCCUGAGGAGAGGCCUGACUUCGAAGCAAUAGUCGAUCGACUCGACAAAAUCCUCGCCCAAACAUCCAAUCAAGAAUACCUGGACCUUGGACUACCGCAGCUGGACACACCGCCAUCCAGUGCGGAAUCCAAUCUACCGGACGACGACGACGAGGAUGGUCAAGAGCAGUUUCCGUACCUGUUGAAAAACUCUAUGUAAAAUAUAGGAUAUGAGAGGAUAAGCGACUGUCGAAACUGCGUGUAUGCAUGAAGGACUCAGAAAAUGAAGAUAAGUGAGGAACAAGUGUGAAUGAUUAUCGACUGGCGCAAAUGAACACGCCAAAUAUUAUGAAUCAGUAUUGACAAGUAGCGCAUAUCUCAGUCUAUUGUUUAGGUAAGAUAAAGUUUAUGAUAAUUCAGGAUGUCAUGGGGGUUUCACUAAUGGUAUGGUAACAUAGAAGGGCGGUAAUAUCGACGUUAAGGUUGUUGCCGUGACAGUCUCUGGUAAAAGUUAAUGUGCUGUAAAAGGCUCAGAUGGAGGAUAUCCAAGUAGUUACGUCAAAUGACAUUUCUUGGUUUUACUUAGAAUGUUCAGUAAACCGUGCAUUCAUCAUUAUUCAUUGAUGCUGAUUUUUUAAUAACGGAUAAGAAAAAUUGUCGUAAAAAUUCUGGAGAACAAUCAUGUAGAUUCAUGACUUACGUCAAGUGAAGGGAAAAUGGUCGGGCGUAUGGUCGAAAUCGGACAACUUUUCUUUUGACAGUAUAUAAUCUCCAUUGACGGAUUACAUUGUAUGGACAGCUAAUACAUAAAUGUAUAUUUUCCAUUGUCACUAUUUGUAAUUAUGUAAAUUUAUUAACUUUUUGCUAUUAUUCCUGGAAAAAAACAGGAUUAAUCGCUUCAAUUUGUUUUUGGUUGUGUCAAAUGAUGCGAUUUCUGACAGAAAAAAAUGUUUAUUUAAAAACCUGUCCAGUGAUUGAAGUAAAAAAAAUUGUAAUUCAUAAUGCUUCAUCUAGCCACGCCGAGUCGGCCAAAUUCAAAAAAUUUCGAACAGAAAGUGAUCAUUUUGUAGGUACUUUUUUAAACUAUUCACCACAAAAAUUCAACCAGAAACUGUCGAGUAGAUAUUUUGUACGAAAACAAUAUUAAGAACUAUGAAGUUAUGGGUCAAGUCGAAUGUGAAAUCGGUAUUAAUAUUCGCUGAGAAUAUUCAAGUAUUUGAAUUUUUUUUAGUUUUCUUGUGUCUGUUCUCCAGUAUAAAUGAUUACAUUUCAGCCCUAUUUAACCCUGAGUAGGCUAUUUCAGAAUGAUUUUAGCAUUUAAACUUCGCAGGUCAGAAGCUAAAUCUCAAUAUUGAAUCGUAAUAGGAAAAAUCCGUAAAAUCUAAACAAAAAGUGAAAAAUCCCUGUUCCUAUAAAUGAAAAUUAAGUAAUGAUUUCAAUGAUUUAUUUGUAAAUAAAUAAUGUUCAAACAAAUUAUAAUUCCGGACAAAAUGUAAAGUGAAUCUCUUUGCAUGUUCAAGAAUUUUGAACAUUUUUUUUCAGAUAAAUAACUUGCUAAAUUUCAACAUUGAAUAUCGAAUCUAUAGUUCGUCUCUAUCAAAUUGUAAAGGUUCUCGGAUAUCCUCGAAAGGGAAGUUUGUGCCUUAAGAGUUUAUAAUAUCGUAUAUGAAUCCGUGUAAAAGUCAACGUUGUCUAUAUUGCACAUAACAAAUUUAAUACAAAACAAUUCAGUGAAAAACCAAGUAGACACAUACACAUUCAACACAAACAAACUCAUCACAACACAGUCAUUCUAAAAAAAAAUCGAAGAGAAUUAGAAUUGGAGAGAAAAAUGUCUCCUUCAAUACGGUCGGGAAUCGAACCCGGAUUCAACACAACGUCACAUGUAAGACGAUAAAUUUGUGUAGCGUUCCACAUCUUGUGACGUCACAGGAAUUUAUUGAAUAGGAUUUUGGAUGAGGCAGGACGGGAGCCGGAAUUAUCCUCGAUAUAAUUUUAUAAGAAAAUUUGACUGGAAAAAUGCAUAGUCCAGACCGGGAUUUCAACCCAGGACCUUCCUAUUAGGCAUCGGGUGCUCUUCGGCUCCUGGCGACUUCUUCAUUUUACAUUUUUUGUAAAUAUUAAACUUUGCCGUCCUUCUUACGACAAUUAUUUUUCAAACGUAAGACGGUAAAUUUAUAUAGCGUUCCACAUCUUGUGACGUCACAGAAAAUUGUUGGAUAGAAUUUUCGAUUAGGACGGGUGUAGGACAGCAACCAGAAUUAUUCUCGACAUAAUUUCAUGAGAAAAUUUUACUGGAAAAAUCGAUAGUUCAGACCCGGAAACACCCGGAUGAUCGCCGGAUUCGAACCCGGAACCUUCCGAUUACCGAAGCAAAAAAAUUUUGAAAUGACUAAAGAUGAAAUUGUAAAAAUAUGAAUUGACGUGUUGUGGUGGUGACUCGACUGUGUGAUUUGUGGACGUGCCACCUUAUUUCGCAGCUUAUUAUAACCGAAAUUCCUACAUUUUUUAUAGAAGAUAUUUUUUUAGUCAUCCACAAAUACGUUAAAAGGUUUUGUGGUGGCUUCCACACAGCCAGUCAGGUAAAAAUUAUGGAAUUUAAUUAUUUUUAUCAACGGCACUUAUGAACAUUAUCAUCUAAACUAUUAGUACGUCCAUUGCAUUUUGUGUAUCCCCUCUGUCACUCCUUUUUAUCGUCUGUUAAUAGUUACUGAUAAGCGUUAGAUUGAAAUUGAUGCAUGAAUGACUCAUAUUGUUUAUUUCCAUUAGAAAGGAAAAUAUUUUACCAGAAUCCAUGGCACAACCCAUGACAUCUUCGAUACCAACUGAUGGAUUUUAAAUUGUAAAUUGUUAAAAAAUGUGCCAUCAACGAAGUGCCUUUUAUCAAUCGAGACAAUAUAAUAAAAUUAUAUUCUCAAAGGCCUUUAGACGAAUUUUUGUAAAAGACGUAAAUGCAUAAUUUUUUUGUAGAAUUUUGGUGUCAAAUAACGGAAUGAUGUUGUGUUUGUAACUAGUCAAUUUUUAUAUUGUUUCACGUCAUCAUUUAUAAGAUGCAACAGAUGUUAAAUUCAGUAGUCAAGUGAUGUAUGUUGUUCAAUCAAUGGAUUUACAAAUGAACGAUUUACAUGUACAUGACAGAAAAUCACUUUUCCUGACAUGUGAAUGUUUUAUACAAUGAAUUGAAUUUAUAAUAAAUUUAUAAAAAUGAUAAAAAUAAUUUUUAUAGACAAAAAAAUAUGGAAGAUUGAAUAUUUCUGUUGCACUUUGUUACUUCACUAUUGAAUUCGUCUUAGGUAACAGGUAUAUACGUAAACAAUACGUUUUUGAUGACUUUUUAUAUUACCCGGUGGAGUAAAUUAUGAAAAAUAAUUUAUGUUUACACUAACGGGAUUAAACAAAUCUGCUCUUAGGAAAAUCCCAAGCACUCAUUCAAUUGUAUAAAUUAUGGUUAAUUCAAGUAACGUAGUAAUUAAAUAAUUUAUUCACUGUAAAUUGUCCAUCGAGAUUAUUAUAAAUCAUGUCUAUUUUACGGUUAUGGAAUAAAAAGAGUGACUCGUGGUUAAUAAAUAUUGUUAAGUUCAGGUGUUAUUGGAAAUUGUAUAAAAUAUUUAAGUUUGGUAAUGAGUUGAUGGCGAUUUAGAUGGAAAUUUGUAUAUAGGGAUUUAUGAGAUAUUUAAACAGUUAUCAGCACUUUAUGUGACAAAGUAUGGUAGACUUUAUAUCAGCAUUUAUGAAGUGGAUAGGGAAGGGGGGGGGGAUGUUUAUUAAUUCGUAGAAUGUGUAAUGUUGUAUCGGAAAUCAUGAGAUUCAAUAAACAUGUGAAUUAUA
Diachasmimorpha longicaudata is the source of this 6573-nucleotide messenger RNA. RefSeq names its product fibroblast growth factor receptor homolog 1-like. Gene Ontology annotation, biological process: fibroblast growth factor receptor signaling pathway; protein phosphorylation; positive regulation of kinase activity. The record is from RefSeq and is a predicted model, not a curated record. Gene Ontology annotation, cellular component: plasma membrane; signaling receptor complex. Gene Ontology annotation, molecular function: fibroblast growth factor receptor activity; ATP binding. The transcript is spliced from 11 exons. Bases 470 to 2965 code for a protein of 831 amino acids. NCBI's taxonomy places the organism in Eukaryota, Metazoa, Arthropoda, Insecta, Hymenoptera, Braconidae.